AUCAGAUGAUGAGAAUGGGUCAUCAGCUGCACAAAGUCAGGUGUGGUCGGCGGGGAGACAUUCCGACCGGAGCGGAGAUCCAGAUCACUACUCCGGGACCAAAACAACGCCUACCCACCGUCGAACUGUUACCAUGAGCCACCGUUUGAGUACCAAGUACAGCAGAAAGACGAGAGUAAGUGCUACUUUAUUCAUGACUUUAUGUAAAGUUUCUUCGAAAGUGAGAAGUUUUCUGACGUCUUGGUGUCAGCGACAGGCCAGGGUCAGGCCCACUGACCGUCACUCCAGAGUGGCGAGAAAAUCUUUAGGAUAUUACAUUUUACUGCUGUCUGGUAGCACGCCCAAUCAUACAAGACACUAUAUUCAUAGUUUCAUAAAAUGUUGUGUUUGUUUCGUACAAGUAUUCAAUACUCACGUUUAACUCGGGCUCUAUUUCCUAGCGUUUAUGGAAUAGAAACAACGGCGUGUUUUACUAGGAUUUUAGCAGUCAGGAGUCCUGUGUGUAUAGUAAUACAUAGACUAUUUAUCAUCCAUACGCAUUCUUUUUAAUUUUUUAAUGUGUGCCGAAUAGAAAAACGUCCUUCAAAUAGUUAGCACACCUAACUUUAAGGCUUAAGUAAGCGUCAGUGAAUUUAUCUCAAAGAAAUAAGAACAAUUCUUGUGGAGGUUUGGCUUGCUGUGCUCCUAAACCUUGAACGGGUUGGGCAAGGUGAGUGGUUCGUCAGACACAAGUAAACCUCAUUUUUCUACGGCUCACUGUUAGUCGUUUCACCGACAGUUGGUAAGUUUGAAGCCGUUAAUUUGAAUAUUUGAAGUGUUUUUCGUUGAGCUGCGUUUGUCCUUCGGUUGCCUGGUUGACUUAGAGCAACUCUGUAACGUCUCUCCUCGGUGUGCACGAUGAACUACGUUCAAAAUCUCGGUAAAAUGCACUUACUCGCAAAUGAGCACGUUAUCUUUUCCAGUAGUUAGUGAAUCGGGACCUUUUUGUUAACCGGAGAUGUUACUCUUAAAUUCGGCAUCAGUAGACAUUAAAUUAUGUGCCGAAUUAACCUCUAAACAAGUAAAUUGUUGUAUGCUAACACAGCUGUCUUCCAUUACAGGCACAACUUAAUGUCAGGUUAGUCUGAUAUUUCUAUCAAAUGAGAAGCAGUUUUUGGACUCUAUCUAAUCCGAAUUGAAUAGUAUCAAAGUUAAGAUCCGAUAAGACACAGGGCUAUAGAAAUGGGGUUAACCUUUGCCUCUGUAGUUUACAAAUAAUCUAAAAUAAUGAUGUUUUUAAAAAGAUUGGUUUCCCUGUCACUCAUAAGAUCAUGUAGGCUAAUGGUUCUUGAAUAUCUAGGCUAGGUUAAUUACUUUGAAAGUCAGCAGCAGCCUUUCCUGUUUUCAUGGAAAACUGCCCAAAUGUUAACAAGCCUGGCGGCCCUUUUGAGUCCCCCAUUUAACUCAUAGAGUCAGGUUAUGAAAGCAGGAGAGCCUGACUAUCAAGGAGCUUCUGAUGUUGCCACCUUGCUAACCCUGUUAAGUUAAAGGAUGGGGGUGGAUAAAGCAGGAUGAGGAAGUUAUAUUUAGUGACUCAGCUGUUGUUUGAGGAGCAGGGAGGUACUGAAAGGAGGGGCACACUCUGCAUACAGCAAUCAAAACAUUUAUGACCACAAUGAUUGAUUUGCUUUAACUUCGGAUUGUUCCUUCUCCCUCUGUUUUUGUGUAGCACCUUGUAAAGAAGCAAGAAGCGAGAGUCCCUCUCAUGUAACGAAACAGGGAACGGUUGACUAUUCACCCGCCCACCAGAGGAACUGAAGUGGAAAUAAGGGACCCGUUUAAAGAAACCUCAGCAGAUGUGACCACUACUGAACUGGAGUGAAAAAGAGGAACGGCUCAGCGUCUCUCUUAGUCUUAAAAGGGAUGGAGUUAAUGAGUGAGCAGUGGAGGAGCUCAGAGCAGUAACUGGAUUCAUGAUAAAAUGUCAUCUCACCCGUCCAUUUAGCUGUCAGAGGAACAACCACAAACCCCCCCAUCACGCAGGCUUAAAUCUGUGACUUUCAGCAUCUUAAUGCAAAGACUCCUGUGAAAACAUACAUGGGAGAAACAAGGGAGUGUCCACCCUAUCCUGGCACAUUUGGAAAAUCAAUGCAGAUAUCUGUGAGCCCCCUCGAGUUGGAAAUCCCCACAGGAGCGUCACUGGGCUAAACUGGAACUAAGGUGGAAGUAUGCGAUCCUGCUCCACCAUAAAGAAUGAAUCAUUAACACAGAGCUUUACAGAAACACUUCGUUUUCUGCUGGCUGCUGUGGUUUCACUUUGAAAACGGAGGAAAUGAUCUGAACAUUCGCACAGAAACUCAAGGAAAAGUGCAGAUUUCAAACUGGAAAUGUCCUCUUAUCAGCAUGGACAUGCCUGAUUGUUGGACUCGUUCUGCUCUGGGCUCAUAGCAUCGGGAGGUGGGAACAAAAACAAAAGCACUGGGAAGAAUUUCACCUCCUCUUAUGAAACUGAUUUUACUUGGAAAUCCAGUAAGAGGCUGUUCAAAUGGCUGGAAAGGACUACAAUCAUCUCUUUAAACUGCUCAUCAUCGGAGACUCAAGUUAGUGUAUUUUCAUUCAUUUUGAGAGUCUUUGAAGUCAAAAUGUCUUAUUGAUGAGUCCCAGGUGGAUUAUCCCCCUUGAUUUUUUUUAAACAUUGAUGAAACUUUCUUAUGGUUGAAGGUCGAAGUUAUUAGAUUAAAAAAGUUCAGGGAAAAUUGCUCCAGUAAUACAGCAGUCACUAAACUGGCUUUAACAUCUUAUUAUUUGUGCUAAUUUAUAAUGAGGCAAAUAGUAAGAGCCUGAAGUUGUGAUUUAAAGUCAGGAAUCCAAAGGCCCACAGCCUCUUCUUUCUUUGUAGAUGAACAAGUUUUAUUUUAAAUUGCGUGCCUUUUCAUAAAAAUCGUACAAUAUCUUGUAGUAGGUGCUAAAGGUACAUAGCUAUAAAGGUCUACAAAAAUUUAAAUGAGGAAGAACAUUUAAUUUAUGGGACUGCUUUGAAAAAAAAAGGGGAAGUUAUGCCAUCCCUCCAGAUCAGGUUUGAGUGCACUCAGACUUGGUAUAAUUUUUACAAAUAUUUCACAAAGAACGCAGAAGCUGUCGGAAUUGCCGCCAGAGUCUCCAAAGAUUUAAAGUGUUUCCUUGAACGGCUUCCUGUGCAACCUCCCAAAAAGUUGGCUUACUGCUCCAAAAGCAAAUUAACAGAAUUUCAUGGUUGUCAAGUUAUUAAUGGAGCCUUACCAGAUGUAUGAGCCACCAAUGCUGUGGAUACUUCCGCAUCAUAAUGUCAUUACAAUCGCUGUCAUAGAACCGUGUGCUGAUAACACGACUGAUAACAGCCUCUUUGCUGGAGAAACUCACAUGAAACUUAACAUCUCAGUCCACGAUAGAAAAAAUUACAAGGUAAAAUGAUUGUUGUUGACAUUUCUUUCCUUAGAUUUUCAUAUUUAAAACAAUAAGAGUUAUGUGAUUGGGUUAUUGAGUGAAGAUGCCACUGAAAAAAACUGAGCCAUCUGGACAAGUUUCAUCUUGUCAUACAGAAACUAAAUAUAGACUUAUUAUCUUACCUGCGUGGUUUCAAAAGCUUCCUUCAACUCCUCAACUUUUAAUUGUUUGUCUUGACUCUGACAUUUGUCAUCAAAUCUAUGUCUCAGCUGUUCAGACCAGUUUAGAGCUGCUGCUUCACUGAACUACUUCAAGUUUUAACAGCCAUGAAAUUGUUUGAAGGAAGUUUCAAACAAAAGGAAUCACACUUGGAGCAUUGAAACAAACCCUCAGGGUUUUCUAGGGCUUUGUGGGUCUGGGACUUUCUUGGAUUUAUCAAGUCUGACUCACUUACUAGAACUGAUUCUUAUCGACUUCGGAAUGUUUUUGUUAUGAUGUGAGAAGUCUUAGUGAAAAAAGAAAAUCUUGCAGCUCCUUGCUCAGAUGUGAGGAUUUGCUUGCACUUUUAAUCACAGUUUAUGUCUUAAAUUAAGAGUUGAAGGGUUUUAAACUUAGUUGGUUAGUUGUUGGGAAGCUGCAACCUUCGCACAAACUUGAACCUUUAUGUGAAGGUUGCAAAGGCACAAAGUUGCUUGUAAGGAUAUGCAGUAGGGUCAAGGCUCUACAAUGCAAAAGAUGAGCUGAAGCACUGUUUUCACCCUGAAUUUGUCAUCCAAACUGAUUGGAAUCAAUUUCAGACCAACUCCAACGGUUGCACAAUAACCCUCUUCUGAGAUUUUGUCUAUUAAUGAUAAGAGCUCUGCUGCAGACAUUGCUGAGUCAUUUUAGAUCCCCCGUCUUACUGCAGCCUUUGUUUUAGUGGCUUACAGUGAUUGGAUUUCAUUGCACCAGCUCCGUCUCGUCUAGAGUCCAGAUCAAAUUUAGAGUCCAUUGUGUUUAAAAACUACACAUGCUUCAACAAGAAUUCAUUGUUUGUGCGUUGGGUUGCUUGUUUGUCUCAGAGUUCACCUGGAAGAGACUACUAUAGGAAGCUUUCCUCAUUUCAAGUUUUCUGUUCACAUGCAACAGAGCCUCUUGUUCCUGGUUUUACUUGUGGUGAUAUUUAAUGUACAAGCUUAAUUGUAUUAACACUGUUUAAUGCCUUUUGAGUUGGACAAUCCCUUGGAGAGUAUGUCCUAAAUAUUCCUGAUUUCAAGGAGGAAGGAAUUACUCUGUCUGUUUGACCUUAGAGUAAGCAGGACAGAUUUUAUGCUUGUAACUAGAAUUCAUAGUCAUCUGAGGAGAGGUGGUUGGGGUGGUUACAAGUUUCAGUUUCUGAUCACGGUUCCUGUAAGAUUAGCUUUAACAAAGCUAUGUGGCCCACUUCAGUGUUAAAAAUUCCUGCUCACAUUUGUCACUGCUGGACCUCCCCUCUGAAUACCUCUUAUUGUACCAAUGAGAAUGAGGUGUUUCCCUCUUGGCUUGCAGACAUGCAGCCGUUUGUCAUUUUAAGGAAAAGCAAACACAUGAACAUUGCACACCCAAGUUUUGUGUUUCCUUCUCAGGGUGCACAGAAAUCCCUUCAGAUCGAUGGUAAUCUGUAUGUGACUGUAAGAUCUUGUUAGCUAUUUUACAACCUGUUGCUUCCUCAGUCUGGUUUGUCAACUCUCAUUUGAACAAGUUGUCACUGGUUCUUCAUCCUCAGUUUUUACAGGAUUGUGGUCUCAUUAAGUCACAGUGAGAUUUCAGUGGUUGCCCUCCUCCCUCGCUCUUCCUUCUUUUUGUUUUCCUGCUCCUUGUGACAUUACUUAAGUGGAUGGGAUGGUCUUAUCUUCCCUUAAGUAAAUAGCAUCAUAACUGGCCAUUCCUGAUAGGUCACAUUCAUGUCCUCACAGCGAGUUAAACUUAUCGCUUCCUCUGAUCUGUUUCUCUUUCAGAUGUGGGGAAAAGCAGCCUCCUGCUCCGCUUCGCAGACAACUCCUUCUCUGGUGAGUUACCACAGUUUGCAACACCACAGAGUAAGAAAACCAGUGCAUUAUGGGCAGACAUCCUCAGAGAGACACAUUAGGCUUCAUUCUGGCAGAUGUAAAAGCAUUUUAUCAUGUCAGGUCAUGUUAUCUCGGCAGAACUGUUUCUAAACCUGCCAGGAGCUCCAAACAUCUACAUGAUACAACAAUUUGGCAUCAUGCAGAUGUCUGGGAGCAAGGGUGGGUACAUAAAUAUCUGACAUUGAUUAAUUUAUUCAUCUUUAAUGACAAAAAAAUAAAUACUUAAUAUAAUCACAUAUUGAUGCACUGGUUUGAUUUUCAAAAUACAAGUUUUGUAACGUCUUCUAUCCAGAUAUAUUUUUAAAAUAAAGAUUUCUUCUCUUUAGGGACUUUUUUAAUCCUUUUUGCUCUAUGUUUAAUUUCUUGCAAACCCUGUAUACCACAGAGAUUAUUUUUAGAUAUUUUACCUCAUUAUAUCUCUGCUCGGGUUCAAGAGGAGUGAAAUUUAAUUGGAAGUAUUAAUGUGUAUCAUAGUGCACUCAAAAGUGAGCAUGUUUUCAGUCAGUUUGUACUGUGAGUGACCUCACAUGAACACAGUUAUGACCGGUCAUUAUCCUGAUUUCAGAAACUUGUAUUAACCCACUUUCCCUCUCUUUAAAAACAAAUAUUGUAGCAGAAGUUCUCAGAGAGAAAUUGGGAUUCUUUUCAAAUGCAAACAUCUGAUAGUUUCAGCCAAAGUGUGCAGAAAAGAGGAACAAACGUUGUUACAAGAAAGCAUCUGACUACUGAAUCACUUAAGAGAGGAAAAGUUGUUCCAGGUCACCUGCUGUAAAACAGGUCUAGGAAAGCAAGUCAGUUCAGGUCAGAGAGGUUGACUUGACUCAAAUCUACUAUUGUAAUAAAACCUAGUGGUUCUGAUUGAGCAAAUUCAUUAACUAAAUGCGUGGUAAGAGUCACAGUCAUGUCAGUAGUGUAAUGUUUUUUUUUUCUUUUAGUUCAUCCACAUUAAUUUGCGGUUUUCAGGUAAAUUGAUGUCAGAUCUUUUAUUUCAGAAAGGGUGUAUGUCUUGAGCACACUAGGUGUGUGCACAUAGUUUUCCAGAUUGUGUGACUGCAUGCAGGAAUGUGCCAGCGGUGAUAAGUUUCAAAGCGUAUCCUCAGUACAGUUGAACUGAAAUACUCUUAUCCAUGUAAACACACUCCUUCAGACAGUCCUGACCAGAGGUUUCAUCAGCCACAGUAAGAAAAAAACAUCUGUGAGGAUGGACGGACGGACAGAGAGUGUGAACAGACUUUACUUGGCAACGAGGACAUGCAGCUGUUACAGCAGGGAUUAGCUUGAGAAAUGUGAUUUCAAUGAUUCACUGCCCAUCCACAAUCUUCCCUGUGUUUUAAAAAAGAAGCUGCAACAUAUUUGAGAAAAGAAUGCACAUGCAGACUGUUGCUUAACAGGUGCAGGACAAAGUGGAACAUAUGCAUGCAGCAGGAGUGGAUUCUGCAUGAUUCUGAUCCCACAGUAUUUUUACAGUCUGUUACGAAGCAGCAUUUCACCAGUGAGACUUUCAUUGGGCACAAGGCAGCGUUAAAACCAUUACUCUGUAAAUGCAUUCCUCCAAAUGAUUCACAGGCUACUGCAGCAAUGUCAGGGCUGUACAGACACACCUGUGUGUGUUUUUAGGAAACAAUAGAGUCAUUAUCGUAUGACGACAAAUGAAAAUGAAAAUAAAUUCAUUUACAGUCAGACAGGUUUUAAGAUGCUGAAUCUUCCUCAACCAAAUAUAUUUUUCUGUAAGGAAAGAGAGUGAAGAUUUCCCCUCUAGGCUGAUGAACAUAAAUCCACAUGUAUGCGGCGUGGUACUCCUGUGUUACUGGGCAUCUAACACUGACGGUAGCUCGGAAAUGAAUGCUUUGGAUGUGUAAAAUAAUUUCAAGCGACUCUCACAUUAGAUUGGUAAUGUCUAAAAUUCCCAGAUGCAGUUUUAUUGAGUCCAGAGUGACAGAACAUUCCCAGUUUAACCCAUCUUUUUAGCUUUGUCUGAUUUCUUUAGCAAAGAGACUUAACACAACUCACCCUCUCUCUUCCAGCAGCCACUUGUUUGUAGUGAGACCUCUGGGCAAGUCCAUUGACUGCAGUGGGGUGAUACAGGUCAAGGAAGAACAUUUAUGAUCAUUUCUUGAAGUCAUAAUCAUCAUAUUAAUCACUUUGCACUGCAGACGCGGUAGUUCUUCUGCCUAAGCGUCUUGGUCUGAUUGUAUUUCCAUGAGGAAAUGAUCAUAAAUGUUCUUCCUUGAGCUGCGUCACCCCGCUGCAGUCGAUCGACUCGCCCGGAGGUCUCCAUACAAACAAGCGGCUGCUGGAAGAGAGUAGGUGAGUUGUGUUUAGUCUCUUUGUUAAAGAAAUUAGGGAAAGUUAAAAAGAUGUUUGUUGGAUAGUGCUGUGGCUGGGACCCUAUAUGUGCUGUGACAUUUAUUAGGUAGUAAUUUUGAUCUUUUGUUUUCCAUAGAUAUAACUUUGAUUGCAGUUGAGUACGGAGAAUUAAUGCAAAUUUUGAGGUUGGUUCUUUUGACAGCUCCCACUUUUUCAAGGCAGGAAGAGCAGCAGCAAAGACCCCUGGGGUAUAGAUCAGAGCAGGCAGUAUGGACUAUACAUAAGACACUGGUAAAAUCAGACUGCAUAAAAAGGGGAAGGGUGGAGGCAGUUUGUAGAGAGAGCUGCAAAAGAAGGCAGGCUGAAGUAGUUUUGUUUUGCCAAACUUACAUUUUUAGACAGUGCUACAAGAUAACAUGCUCUUAGUCUGACUCUCAAUCUGAUAAAAAUGUAGACUUGUAGUUGCCUGUAUUUGUCAGGACAGCUUUAAGGAAACUAAAAUUGGGGGAGAGUGUGGGACAACUUGCACCAGAUCCUUUUGAGAAUGGUUAUUAAUCCUGCAACCAGCUGGACAAGGACUGGAGCCUCUGUACAAGAGGCACUUACUCUAUCAGCUGAGCUAAACCUGCAGCCCACAGAGAGUCUGUUCUGUCCAUAAUUCUUACUUUUGGCGCUCUCUGUCUUCUCCAGGCAGCUACAUCACCACCAUCGGUGUUGACUUCAAGAUCCGGACUGUAGACAUCGAUGGAGAGCGGGUCAAGCUGCAGAUCUGGGACACCGCAGGGCAGGAGCGCUUCAGGACCAUCACAUCGACGUAAAGACACACACACAAUAAAGCAGGCUCUAUUUUCCCAGCUUUCUGUUUCAGUCUGGAGUGCAUGACUGACUUUUCUCUACUUCUGUCUCCAGGUACUAUAGAAACACUCACGGAGUCAUCAUCGUGUAUGAUGUGACAAAUCCAGAGUCAUUUGUAAAUGUAAAGAGGUGGUUAAAUGAAAUAUCCCAGAACUGUGACAACGUCUGCAAAAUACUUGGUGAGUCAGCUGCAUGUAAAAACAAAACUCUGUGUUUUUUUAAACCUGAGGGCCUUUUUAAAAUCACACUUUUUGGUUUAAAUGACGAAUAGGGACUUUUUAGUUUCAGAAUUACUUCAGUCCAGAAGAUUGCUUCAUCCAGCAGCCAUGAAACUCUCUGUAAUAGCAAACAGCUUGCAUGCUCUCCGUUGGAUAACAGUCAUUUUAAGUUAUUGUUUCAUCUCUACUGACUCCUCCUGUUACUUUUAAUACCUGACAACAUUACAAAAAGUUUAUUUAGUUUGAUGUAGGGCUCAGUUUCUUCCUUCUCAGUCUUUUUAUGAACUGGGAACCAAAAACUAGGCUAAGUUUCAGUGUUAAAGUUACUUUAUGAAGAUGAUUAAUAAACACAUUGCACUUGGACUGUCUUGAAAUGGUAACAUUAAAGUAAAUGUUUCGAUCUCAGUUGGAAACAAGAAUGACGACCCUGCCAGGAAACAGGUGGACACUCAGGACGCGAUGCGUUUUGGAGAGACAGUAGGGGUUCGGGUAUUUGAGACCAGUGCCAAAGAGAACAUUAACGUUGAAGAGGUAAUGUCAGUUCAUUUGUUUGUCUUUCUUGUAAUCUGGUCUUGUUAAAGCUGUUUAUGGUCAUUGGUUUAAUUCUUAUUUAAAACCAAUUUUCCUGCUUAUCAUUUUUAAUCAUUUGAUGGCAAGAAUCCAAAAACUGUCGAAACAGGUUUUUCUGUUCUCAAAAGACCGAGUUUUCAGAUUAGAUUUUGAUGAUCAAUGUGCCCCUCAGAUGUUCAUGGCCUUCACCCGCAUGGUCCUGCGGGCCAAGAAGCAGAGCCAGAACAGAGCGGAGAGGGAACGAGAGCAGAAAGACACGGUCAUCAUCAACGCUCAUCGAGACCGAGACCGCAGGAAGAGAGGGAAGAAGUGCUGCUGAGACCCGCACAGACACCAAAGCAACUCAUCGCCCAUUGCUUGCAGAAAAAAAAAGCAUCGAAACAAGACUGGGAAACUGUGCCUUAGGAGAUAAGUGUUUCAUCCUGCAGACAUGAAUGUUAAAAUCUGUGCAGUUCACCGUUGACCGUGCAGAGUUCGAGCUCCACAGGCUGCAGGGAGGUGUGCUUUAGUGUGAGUGUGAAUGAAAGAGAGGACACAGGGAUGAACAGACUGUCUGCACUGACUCAUGGAGCAGCCUGGAGGUUACGCAUGUUAAAGGAUCAUUCCGGCGUUUUUGAAAUUUCAAUGCACUCUGUAGUGUUCUGGUAUAGGGAGCCAAAUCUUGCAAAUACUAACCGUGACAUGAUGUGUUAAUAUCUAAGAUAACUAAAUGAUUUAACCUGACAUUUUCUACUCCCUGCUGUACCAACAUUAGGUUGAAAUUUCCCAGGUUUUUUUUUGCCAGUCUUCUUUUUUCUUUAAGAAAUCAUCUAAAAUGUUUAUUUCAUGGAUUCGUUUUUUGCUGUCCAUUAGUUUACUGUCAUUGGGGUGUUUAUAUCAUCUCGGUAGCAGUCUGUUGAGAACAUCUUUUUUGGACAAUCCACAAACAAUUUGAAAAAAUAGGUGAAAAGUCAGAAUUCAGUUUCCACAAAUCUGGUGGCACUCCUGGGUCAGAGCAGUCAUGUCGUUACCUAACUAGUUAACACCUCUGCAGGUUGUUUUGGAUGAUACAGAAAGAGAAGAGAUGCUCCUUUUUAGGAUGAUUUAAGGUCAGGAACACAACAAUCUGCGUUGAAAUACAGCGGUGGAAUAUUUAGUGUCUUACAUUUACAUUCUGCUGAAUGAGGGAUCCUAAAACAUCGGAAUGGUCCUUUAACUUUGCACUAGUGAACCACUGUUAUGUUUUAAUUUCUUUGUCUUUUUUUAAUCCUGUCAAAUAUUUUACCACUGAAAGGGAAGCUGGUUGCAGUUCUUACUAAACCAUAACUGUGAGCCACUAACAGGUGUGACGAUGAUGAUGAGUGCGGUCCUGUCCUGUUUGCCUUACUUUAAUUUAAAUGAGGCCAAUAAUCCAAAACUCCAAAUGUUCAUUAUUAAGAUGUCUUUUUUUAAUGUAAAUCUGUUGCCUAGCAAAAGUGUCAAAAUACAAAUAAAGCAAUAAAUCCAGAUUUAUUAGUUGUUUGUGUUAUUUACCCAAACAGGCCGGAGCUGCUCAUGUUGAACAACAAACAGGGCAAUCAGAUUUAAUCAAGCGACUUGAUCUUUACACAGCAAGAGGGAUUUUUGUCUGGUAAUGAGCUGAGCCAACAAAACCUCACUAAAGAAUGAGAAACUGACUUAAAUGUGCAUCAAGAAUCGGCCUAUUUUUAAAAAAAUGUAUGGAGUUAUAAAAAACAUAUAGUAUACUGUAGAUAUCUACUGUAUACUAUAUACUGUAGGCUGCUGCUCUUCACGCCGACAGGAAGCUUGAUCACGUAAUGUGUACUGUUGUUUAUUCUACCAUUACUGGCAGGGCUAACAGUGUAGCAAGGCUAAUGGCAGGUGGCUAACUCUAACUUUAGCUUGCAUAUUACAUGGUGCUUCACCGUUAACUCAGUUUGACUGA
Xyrichtys novacula (pearly razorfish) is the source of this 11363-nucleotide messenger RNA. The record is from the annotation of a GenBank genome assembly. NCBI's taxonomy places the organism in Eukaryota, Metazoa, Chordata, Actinopteri, Labriformes, Labridae.